Oncorhynchus keta (chum salmon) is the source of this 1820-nucleotide messenger RNA. RefSeq lists its product as uncharacterized. NCBI's taxonomy places the organism in Eukaryota, Metazoa, Chordata, Actinopteri, Salmoniformes, Salmonidae. The transcript is spliced from 2 exons. The coding region runs from base 192 to 725 and encodes 177 amino acids. The record is from RefSeq and is a predicted model, not a curated record. Gene Ontology annotation, cellular component: membrane.
UGAGCUGCCAGGGACGGACAGGGGAGGGGGAGAGAGAACGUAAUUGCUUGCUUUACACAGCUUGUAGGCAGGCAGACAUUUUAGGCAGAGAGACACAGAAGAACACUUGGAGAGAUUGAGAGGAGGCACAACAUUUUAAAAAAGAGAGAAGUAAGAUAAAAGGGAAACAAAUCACCAACAGCGCAAAAAAAAUGGAUCCCAACAAGAUGCCAAACGCCCCACCACCAGGCUGGAACCCAGAUGAGAAGUCUGGGAUGGGACAACCAGCUCCUCCACCCUACCAGGACCAUCCCCAGUACCCCAACACAGGAUACCCUGAACCAGCAGGCUACCCCACCAAUCCCCAGGGAUACGCACCACCGCCCCAGUAUGGAGGAGCUCCUGGGGCCCCUUACGGCCAGCCAUACCCCCAGGGAGAGUACCCCCAGUCCACCGUCACAGUCCAGCCUACGGUGUUUGUGACCCGUGGAGCUCUGCCUUACCCUCUGCCAGACUACCUGGGCUACUCCAUUUUCACCAUGCUGUGCUGCUGCCUGCCACUGGGCAUCGCUGCACUUAUCUACUCCAUCUCGACUCGAGACGCCAACAACCAGGGUCACCAGCAGGUUGCUGAGAGGAGUUCUCGUCUAGCACGGAUACUGAACCACUCCGCCCUGGGUAUCGGCAUCACCGUCAUCAUCCUGUACAUCGUCUACGUCGUCAUCCUGGCCAAAAAUAUCCACUGAUCUGACACAUAAACAUCGGCUAGCACCACAGCCACCUUCUCUCAACCCCAGCCCCCAAAAUCAGGCACUUUCCAAAGAGAUACAUAAUGCUGUUUAUUCAUCAAUGCUUUUUUUAAAACUAUAUAUCUAAUGACUUGCUUUUUUAAAUCCCUGCAGACAGGAUAGUUUAAAUUGUUAAUUCAUUUGUCUGUUUAAUUUGAAUUUUAAUAUACAUAAAUAAACAACAAAUGAUGGAUACUGAUAGUUUUUUGGACUAUUUCUAAUAAAUGUCUAAAGGAUAGUGUACGUGUAUUCACUGUGUAUGGAUAAGUCAUAUCAGAGUUUAGAGACACAUUUGACAAUGUUAUGAGAAUGCAUCAGAAAGAGACUAUUCUUAAAGUCUGAGAGGAUAUGUAUUAGUUGAUGUCAAUACACAGAGUGCCAGUAAGGUUACCACUCACAAGAAUAAACAUUUUGCAACUCAAUGUCAAACAUUUACUUCUUGUUGUACAAAUGUAUGAAUUUGCUCAAUUCAUUGUUCUGUGCUGUCAGCAAUGGCACAAGCAAUACUCAACUCAAUUUAUUUUGGACAACCGUGGAGACUAAGACCUAGAUUCAAACUGUGGCACAGAAGAUCCUCUGUAUAGCACAAUUUAAAUGUAAAGGUAAUUUACGAUUUAGUCAACAUAUGCAGGGUUUACCGUGAAUGCAGUCUGGCGAAUGCAGGAACAUGGCCUUCCACUCUGCAGAUGUAAUCCAACCCUAGAAGUAAAAAGAAAUUGCAGAGCUGUUCCAGUUUGGCCUUACAGUUGAUUAAUUUGGUGAAAUGUUCACACUAUUCCAUGUAAUGUAUAGUCACAUAUUGCCAGAUUAUGUAUAUCACUCUCUAUAUUAGGUAUAUAUUUUAUGUUAGUAUAUAUUCAGUGACUCUCACCUCUUCUAUAUACCAAGGGGUUGUACUUGAUCCUUCUCUAACGUAUGUAGUUGUUGGAAAAAGUGUUGACCUUGUAUUAUGUAUUUUUGUUUGUGAAAACACAAAAGAAGAGACCAUUAUAAGAAUGCAGAUAUGUAAACCAUUUUUUUUCCAAAUAAAGUUCAAAGGGUAAAUAAAUCACA